Aricia agestis (brown argus) is the source of this 1932-nucleotide messenger RNA. Its product is annotated as UDP-glycosyltransferase UGT5-like. The transcript is spliced from 6 exons. The coding region runs from base 8 to 1927 and encodes 639 amino acids. Gene Ontology annotation, molecular function: UDP-glycosyltransferase activity. Lineage: Eukaryota; Metazoa; Arthropoda; Insecta; Lepidoptera; Lycaenidae. The record is from RefSeq and is a predicted model, not a curated record.
CUUCGCCAUGAGAACACCAACGCCUGUUUCGGUGUUGCUUGCUGUAAUUUCAACAACCACAGCUGCAAGAAUAUUGGCCUUAUUUCCCAUGCCGUCUAUAAGCCAUCAAGUGGUCUUUCGCCAAAUAACUCGGGAAUUAGUGAAUCGAGGACAUGAAGUUGUGGUUAUAACAACUGACCCAGAAUACAAUACAGGAAAAACUCCAGCCAAUCUCACUGAAAUAGACGUCCAUGAUGUAGGCUACCAAACAUGGGUGAAAGUUAUUACAAAAGAAUUAGCCGGUAAUCCUGCUGACAUGGUAACUCAAAUGAAGGCUCUUAUCAAAUCCAUUGGUAGCUUCUUUGAAGCUGAAAUGCAAACUGAAGUAGUCAAGGAACUUAUAAAUAAGGAGAAAGGCAAUUUUGAUCUUCUCAUUACAGAAUUAUGUAUACGACCAAGCUUAGGGUUUUCCCAUAUAUUCAAAGUACCUUUGAUUCAGGUAAGUACAAUGGGUUCUGUUCUAUACAACGAUGAUGUGAUAGGAUCUACAACACAUCCUAUAUAUUAUCCAAACAGUUUUAACAGAAGAGUCUACAACUUGACGAUGCUAGAGAAGAUUGAAGUAAUAUGGAAUGAUUGGAGGCUGAAGUCAUAUUACAAGUCACUAGAGGAAGAAGAGCAUGAAAUGAUGAAAAGAAUAUUUGGUGCAGAUGUUUCACCGUUAAAUGAAUUGAAGGAAAAUGUUCAUAUGACCAUGUUAAAUAUCCAUCCAAUAUGGACGGACAAUCAGCCUGUUCCACCAAGUCUUGUUUACAUAGGAGGUAUACAUAAGAGCCCAGUGAAGCCUUUGCCAGAGGAUUUACAAACUUACCUGAAUUCUUCAAAAAAUGGUGUUAUAUACGUGAGUUUUGGAACAAAUUCGAUACCAUCUCGUUUUGAUUCCGAAGAUCUGAAGGUACUACUCGGAGUAUUGUCAAAGCUUAAAUACAAUGUUUUGUUGAAAUGGGAUCAAGACCAUCUUCCUUACGAUUGUAAAAACAUUAAAAUUGCUAAAUGGUUUCCACAAUCGGACUUAUUGCGACAUCCGAAGGUUAAACUUUUUAUAACACAAGGAGGUCUUCAAUCGACCGACGAAGCCAUUAUUGGUGGUGUCCCUUUGAUAGGAAUACCGAUUAUGGGUGAUCAAUAUUAUAAUGCGGAAAAGUAUGAACAUCAUAAAAUCGGGAAGAAACUGGACUGGAAUAAUUUUGAUGCGAAAACUUUUAGAAAUGCAAUAGAAACUAUUAUUGGCAAUGAAAGUUACCGUAUGAAUAUCAUCAAGUUACGAAGGGUUAUGGACGAUCAGCCUCAGGAAGCACUGACCCGAGCUAUCUGGUGGAUCGAGUAUGUUCUAAGACAUGGUGGGGCCGAGCACCUUAGGCCUCCAACAGCCAACAUGCCCCUUUACGAUUAUCUCGAAAUGGACCUAGUAAUAUUUGUAGUUUCUCUUGCGUUUGCUACAAUUUCUGCUAUAGUAAUAAUUGCGUGCUUAUUAUGGAAAUUUUGUUGUAAACGUGAUAAUGUUGUUAAUGAAAAACAUAAAAAAAUGACUACGACAAUCAAGCUUAUAUUCGCCUUAGCAGUGAUCGCGCUUACGGCGGCGUACUCCGACCUUGACGACAAGCUGGUGAUAGAAACCGUAGUCAAGGAGCCUUCACUCAUGAGGCAGUACACCGACUGCUUCCUCGACAAAGGACCCUGUACUGCGCCGAUGAACGGUUAUAAAAGUCACAUGAUAGAGGCUGUAUUUGAUGGAUGCAGAGAAUGUAACGACAUAGAGAGGCACAUGUUGAGGGUCUACCUUCAGACCCUGAGAGACCAGUUCCCAACAGACUACACAGAAUUCAAGGGGAAGUUUGACAAGAACAACCACCUGGACACCACUUUCGCUACUAUUAAGAAAUAUUAAGACUU